Molecule: messenger RNA, 1478 nt
Organism: Trametes versicolor FP-101664 SS1
Lineage: Eukaryota; Fungi; Basidiomycota; Agaricomycetes; Polyporales; Polyporaceae
Exons: 5
Coding region: 1-1404 (467 amino acids)
Source: RefSeq, a predicted model, not a curated record
AUGUUAUUUCGGUCAAAUCUACACGAGGAUAUCAGGUCUUCGCAGGACCUCAUUAUCCUCUGUCACGCGCAGGAACGCGUCCUAGUUCCUCUACCGAAGACUUACGAGGAUGCACAACAGUGCGCCAAGGAUGUGUUCAACAUCGCAGGGGACGUCAUUUUCGUGACAAAAGAUCUCCCGGCCACGGGCUCAGUAGAAACGCCCGUUCGUAUCCACAGUGCUGCCUGGGAAGGCAUCAGCCCGGUCCUCUCCUCGAUUGAGGUCUUCAGCGCCGACGUGCAGAGACAGGAGCCCGUCCACAUUGAAGCGAGCGCGUCCGUGCGCCGCCUUUCCUCCCAGAAGCGCGUCGCAGGCCCUAGCGCCUAUUCUAGCCGCACCCAUAGCGUGGCCGCCAACUCCUCCGUCGUGGAGCGCCAGUCAACGGCCGCCAGGAAGACCCCGCUCGCUGCAUCUAAGAGUCUUAGCGAUGCCUCAGCUUCCGGGUCUGUGGGCGGCGCUAGCAAAGGCCCCAAGGCAUCGACAUCCAAGGGUGUUCUUUCGCCACCUGGGCCGACGGUGCUUACUCGUCCGCCUUUGCCCAAGGUGGCCGCCCCUGCUCCAAUAAAAGCACCUUCUCCAGCCAAGCCGCCUGCGUAUGUGCAAAAUGCGCCCACGUGGACCGACGAGGACGACGAAGAGGAAGAGCUUCGCAUCCUCUCGCCGACGAAGAAACGCGUCAAUCGGCCACGCGUCCUGUCCGACUACGGUCUCGAAGAACCCGAGGAACAUUCUGAGGAGGAGACGACCAAGCUAGAGGCACCCGAGGAAGAAGAGGAAGAGGAGUAUGACGAGCUCGAGGAUGCCGAAUAUAUUAGCGCCGCGCCUCCCGCUGCGAAGACGCCGUCGUCCUCGCGGAUGCCAGCAAUCUCCGCCGCGAAGUCGGGCUCAGGCUCGUCGACCCGUGGCGGCGGGAGCAGGCCGCUCGUGCAGCUCGACGCGAUGCCCUCGGCGAGCCGUACCCCUGAGCGCAUGCCGUCGCCCAAAGUCAAGGUGGAGAAGGGGCUGGCCAAGCCCGCGCUGCCGUCUCAAGUAGAGUCGGCUCCAAGCCAGCCACAGGGCAAGAGCGACGAGAGCUUCGUGAUCAUGAUCGAGUACAACGACGACCCGGAGAGCCGGUCCCUGUUCAAGACGCGCGGGCGGCACAUGGUGAGCAAGGUGCUCAUGCAGGCCUGCCGGACGUUCGGGCUCGAGGACUACUAUAGCAGCGCUAGGCUUGUCCUACUCGUCGAGGUGGAGGGAGACGGAGACGGAGAGCCGAUGGUCUACCGCUCCGUGUGCGACCGCAACGACACGAUGGCGCAGGCCGGCGCGGAGCCGGACGCGCGAUUCGUCGUGGAGAUUGUUGACGGGGAGGAGAACGCCUAGAUCUACAGAGCUUUCUUGAUAAAGGACGACAGUAGGACACGACCUCCCGCUCUGAUGCAAUACAAGUUUACGAC